Jaculus jaculus (lesser Egyptian jerboa) is the source of this 3638-nucleotide messenger RNA. It is a transcript of the gene Magee1, whose product is annotated as MAGE family member E1. The record is from RefSeq and is a predicted model, not a curated record. Gene Ontology annotation, cellular component: nucleus. Gene Ontology annotation, biological process: negative regulation of transcription by RNA polymerase II. The transcript has a single exon. Lineage: Eukaryota; Metazoa; Chordata; Mammalia; Rodentia; Dipodidae. Bases 263 to 3094 code for a protein of 943 amino acids.
AGGCGGGGUGUGAGAAGCGAAUAGAUUGAGACUAGCGUUCACUGUUGCCAGUACCUUCCUCCUUUUCCACCACCUCUAAUUUCGGCUCCAGUGAAUUGCCUGGAACUUGGGUUCUGGCAGCAGCAGCCGCAGCAGCAUCAGCAGCAACAGCAGCAGCACUGCUAACAGCAGUUCUGUGCCGAGGCGCCUGCACACCUCGCGUCCUCUUCUGCCAGACCGCGGGCCUGUCGGUGUCUGCCUCCACACGCCGGUCGACAGGACCAUGUCGCUGGUAAGCCAGAAUUCGCGCCGCCGCCGCCGCCGCAGUGCAAAGGCCACUGGGCACAACAGCGGCGAGGCUGAAAUGCAGGCCCCUAACGCUCCUGGUCUCCCUGCUGCCAUGCCGGGCCCAGACGUCCCUCAGGAUCCCAGCGAUCCUCAGAUCCUCCCGGGCCUCUGCGCCUCUAAAGGCCCAGGCACCUCUGUGCUGCCCACCCCUGAGGAGGGCCCGAGCACCUCUGUGCCGCCCACUGCCUCUGAGGGCUCAAGCUCCUCCGGGGAGCUCACCAUCUCUGAAGGGCUGAACACCUCCGAAUUGCCCACCCCCAGUGAGGAGCCAAGCACCUCCGGGCCUCCUACAGUCUCCGCGGGGCCGUGCACCGCCGUGUCAGUCACCGCUUUGGAGGGCCCAAGCACCCCUGUGCUGCCCACUGUCUCUGAGGGCUCAAAGGCCUCUGAGCAUCCCACUGCCUCUGAAGGGCCAAACAUCUCCGAGCUGUGUCUCUCUGAUGAGGGCCCAAGUACCUCUGCGCAGCUCACUCCCGGUGAGGGCCUGAGCACCUCGGUGCCGCCCACCUUCUCUGAGGAAUCCGGCAUCUCCGUGCCGCCCCCCUCUGGUGACGGCCUGAGCACAUCCGUGCCACAUACUGUCUCGGAGGGACCGGGCAUCAUCGUGUCGCUCCCCUCUAAUGAGGUUCCGGGCAUUUCCGUGCUGCCCAUCGCUUCUGAGGGACUGGGCAUCAACGUGCCGCCCACCUCUAGUGAGGGCCCGAACACCUCCGUGCCGCUCAUCAUUUCGGAGGAACCUGGCAUGGCCGUGCCGCCCCCCUCCGGUGAGGAAUUGAGCACCUCCAUGCCUCUCACCACCUCGGAGGAAUCUGGCGUCAACACGCCACCCACCUCCAUUGAGGAACUGAGCACCUCCGUGCCGCCCACUGCCUGUGAGGGUCCGAGCACCUCCCAGCUGCUCCCCCCAGCUGAGGGGGAGAGCACUUCCGUGCAACCCACUCCGGGUGAGGAUCCGAGCGCCUCUGUGCUGGCGAGCGCUUCUGAGGGACUUGGCACCUGCGGGCUGCUUCCCUGUGGUGAGGGCCCUAGCACCUCCACGCAGUGCCCCCUGGGAGAGGGCCCGAGCACCUCCCAGAUGCCCGCAGCUGCUGCGGGAGCGAGCGCUUGCGAGAUACCCGCUGCAGCUGAGAAUCCUGCUGCAUUGUUGCGCUCCAGUGCUUCUGCGGGCCCGAGCGCCUCCGAAUGCGCCAUUGCUUUGCCAAGCCCUAGAGUCUCCAGGGCCUCCUCUGCUUCUGUGCGUCCAAAAGGCGCAGAGGGCCCCAUGGAAUUCCAGGUUCUGAGAGAUAGUGAGAAUGCCAACUCCAUCACCAUUAUGGGUCUCGGCACUGCCCAAGUUGCCCUUACCCUGAAGCCUCAGGAUCCCAUGGAACAAAAUGUAGCAGAACUGCUGCAGUUUCUGCUGGUGAAGGAUCAGAGCAAGUAUCCUAUCCGGGAAUCUGAAAUGCGACAAUAUAUUGUCAAAGAAUACCGCAGCCAAUUCCCUGAGAUCCUCAGAAGAGCAGCAGCCCACCUGGAAUGCAUUUUUAGAUUUGAACUGAGGGAGCUUGACCCCGAGGAGCACACUUACAUCCUGCUCAACAAACUGGGACCUGUACCCUUUGAAGGGUUGGAAGACAGCCCCAAUGGGCCAAAGAUGGGCCUCCUGAUGAUGAUCCUAGGACAAAUAUUCCUAAAUGGCAACCAAGCCAGGGAAGCUGAUAUUUGGGAAAUGCUCUGGAGGAUGGGGGUGCAGCGUGAGAGGAGGCUUUCCAUCUUUGGGAACCCAAAGAGACUCUUGUCUGUCGAAUUUGUGUGGCAGCGUUACUUGGACUACAGGCCAAUAACUGACUGUACACCAGUGGAGUAUGAAUUUUUCUGGGGCCCAAGAUCUCACCUAGAAACCACUAAGAUGAAAAUUCUCAAGUUCAUGGCUAAGAUCUACAACAAAGAUCCUAUGGACUGGCCAGAGCAGUACAAUGAAGCACUGGAAGAAGAUGCUAUCAGAGCUGCUGCUGAUGACUGGCAAGCUGUCCCUCACUUUAGGAGACCCUUUUUUGAGGAAGUUUCUCCAGAGCUACUAGCUCCUGAUUCUGAGCUUCCUGGCUAUCCCUCAAAAUAUCCUCCACAUUCAUGGCCUGAAUCAAGAUUGGAGAGCAAGUCAAGGAAGUUGGUGCAGUUAUUUCUGCUUAUGGAUUCAACUAAGCUGCCUAUACCAAAGAAAGGAAUUCUGUAUUACAUUGGCCGAGAGUGUAGCAAAGUGUUCCCUGAUCUUCUGAAUCGCGCUGCACGCACCCUGAAUCAUGUGUAUGGGACAGAACUGGUGGUCCUUGAUCCCAGGAACCACUCCUACACCCUGUACAACAGAAGAGAAAUGGAAGAUACUGAAGAGAUUGUAGAUAGUCCAAACAGGCCUGGCAACAAUUUCUUGAUGCAAGUCCUAAGCUUCAUCUUCAUAAUGGGCAACCAUGCUAGGGAGUCGGCAGUCUGGGCCUUUCUGAGGGGCCUAGGGGUUCAGAAUGGGAGAAAGCAUGUGAUUACCUGUAGGUAUUUGAGUCAGCGCUACAUAGACAGUUUGCGGGUUCCUGACAGCGAUCCAGUGCAAUAUGAUUUCGUAUGGGGCCCUAGAGCCCGUUUGGAAACCUCCAAGAUGAAAGCCCUGCGAUAUGUGGCCAGAAUCCACAGAAAGGAGCCACAGGACUGGCCAGAGCAGUACAGGGAGGCAAUGGAAGAUGAGGCCAAUAGAGCUGAUGUCGGGCACAGGCAAUUGCUUGUUCAGAACUUGAGAUAAACAAAUGUGUGGCAGUCAGAGGCCUUGCAAGGCCGGGCCUAGAGCCCUGGUUCUCGUGUAUUGGGGUGGGAGGGUACAUAUUGUAUUUGAUAUUUGUGUUCCAGUUCCAUUUAUGUGUCUUUUCAUAUUUAGUUCUUGUUUGGUAUCUUGAAAAGUUUCAAUUGUUUUAAUAUACUGUCCAGUAUGGUAAAUGUGAUUGACCACUUGCUGUCUCUGUUGUAUUUUGGUAUAAGAGUUUUGAUAGUGUUAUAAAAUGUUUUGGGAAUCUUUCCAUCUUGUUGCAUUAUCUGGAAAAGAAUAUAUAGCAUAUAGCUAUUGAUAUAAGCUUUUCCUUGAAAGCUUGAAAAAAUUCAUCAGUAAGUGAUUUAGCUUCAGAUGUUAAACAUACAAAUAUAAUAACCACCGAAAAGCACUCUAAGUUGUGGCUGGCCUCCCUUUCUUGUCUGCUAUUGUGUAAAGAAUACUGAUGUUUACUUGUAUUUGCUUUGCUGUACUAAAAUGUAUUGAAAAAUAAAAGUGUAAUAAAUCAAAAAAUGCUACUGAA